AGUCCAGUUUCUGGAGAAGGGAACUGGGGGGAGUGAACCCUGAGGGCGCGGGUCGGGGCUGCCAGCCGGGACGGGACGCGGGGCCGGGGAUGAGGUGACAGCCGCCAUGGCGAACGAUGGGGGCAGGAAGCAGUUCUGGAAGCGGAGCGGCACGAAAGUGCCGGGCAGUAUCCAACAUGUGUAUGGAGCUCAGCAUCCGCCUUUUGAUCCACUGCUGCAUGGAACCUUGAUAAAACCGGGUUCAAAGCCACCUACAACUCCGGUGAAACUAAAGAAAGUCAGCACCUUCCAAGAGUUUGAAAGUAAUACAAGCGAUGCUUGGGAUCUUGGGGAUGACGAUGAUGAGCUCUUAGCAAUAGCUGCUGAAAACUUAAAUACAGAAGUGGUCAUGGAAACGGCUCACAAAGUAAUUCAGAAUCACAGCAAGUUACAAGAACAGCAUAAAUUUCUGGAAGAGCAUCCACAGGAAGAAAAACAAGUGGAAUCGGCAGAGCUGUCUGCAGUCACAUGUGGUGAUAAUAGGCUCGUUAAGUCAGUCAGUGAAGGUCAUACAUCAAGUUCAUCAGAUAAUGCUAGUGAAAAUUCUUCCAUGCAGAGAUCACAGUCCCUUCCACAAACUUCCACACCUCCUUUGGUGAGUGGAAUGGCAGACUUCAGUACCUCAGUUACUCCUGCAUUAACUGAAAGAGAAGCAUCCCGAUUAGACAAAUUUAAGCAGCUACUUGCUGGCCCCAACACAGAUCUUGAAGAAUUACGGAAAUUGAGUUGGUCUGGAGUUCCCAAACGAGUUCGUCCCAUUGCAUGGAAGCUGCUUUCAGGUUACCUGCCUGCAAAUGUGGACCGAAGAGAAAGCACUUUACAAAGGAAACGAAAGGAGUAUUUUGCAUUUGUUGAACAAUACUAUGACUCCAGAAAUGAUGAGAGUCAUCAAGAUACCUAUAGACAGAUUCAUAUAGAUAUCCCGCGCAUGAGCCCUGAAGUUCUAAGACUUCAGCCCAAAGUAACAGAGAUCUUUGAAAGAAUUUUGUUUAUCUGGGCUAUCCGUCACCCAGCCAGUGGAUAUGUUCAGGGCAUAAAUGAUCUCGUUACUCCUUUUUUCGUAGUCUUCGUUUGUGAAUAUAUAGAAGAAGAAGAAGUGGAAAAUUUUGAUGUUUCCAGUCUGCCUGAAGAAGUACUGCAGAACAUAGAAGCUGACAGUUAUUGGUGCAUGAGCAAGUUGCUUGAUGGCAUUCAGGAUAAUUACACAUUUGCACAGCCGGGAAUUCAAAAGAAAGUGAAAAUGUUGGAAGAGCUUGUUAGUCGGAUCGAUGAACAAGUUCAUAGACACUUGGAUCAGCAUGAGGUGAAAUAUUUGCAAUUUGCUUUCCGAUGGAUGAAUAACUUACUGAUGAGAGAAGUCCCUUUACGAUGUACCAUCAGAUUAUGGGACACAUACCAAUCUGAACCAGAGGGGUUUUCUCACUUCCACUUGUAUGUCUGUGCUGCCUUCCUUGUCAGGUGGAGGAAGGAGAUUCUGGAGGAGAAGGACUUUCAGGAAUUGCUGAUAUUUUUACAGAAUUUGCCCACAGCACACUGGGGAAAUGAAGAAAUCAGUGUACUCCUAGCAGAGGCCUACAGACUGAAGUUUGCAUUUGCAGAUGCCCCCAAUCAUUACAAGAAAUGAAUAUGAAGAUCCAGAAAUUAUUAAGACCAAUGUGUUCUGCAGUAUUAUGGCAUCUGUUGUUAUGAUUGUGAUUUCAGCUCAUUGUUCUUCCAUUUGAAUUGAGAUGACCAUUAAAAUCCUGUUGGAAUUUGGAAAAUGAGAACAGAAUACCAAAGGAAUGGACAAAAAAGGAUAUUGAGCAAUGAAUGAAUUUAAGUUAAAAGAGAACUUCUUUGUUCAGCACGAAAAAUUAAUUCAGAAGUCUAUCACAUAAUUGUCUUCUUUUUUCCCCUCCUAUAAUUUGGUGAAAUGGAGUUGAAUAUAUGUUGAACAAUUCUUAUACAUACCUGAGUCUUAGAAUUUCUCAGAAUGAUUUUGUGACUGUUUUGUUUUUAUGUCAUGACUUUAACAGGCAGUUGGAAUUACUCCUUUUGGAUGAGAAAAACAAAGCUCUUCACAGUCACAAAGACCGUUUGAGGCAGCAAGACCUGUGUUUGGAGGUCUGUUUAUAACCAGGACGAUGCUGAUGUUCUCAUACCAUCUUUCACUGUUCCAUGGAGUGAGGUUAGAAUGAUACAAGAAAAUAAAAGGGUGCAGUGGAAAUUGAUGGCAUUUUGUAAACAUUAUUCAGCAUUGUUGGGUGUUGUAGGUUUUUAGCCAUACGAAGAAGUGACUUUAUGCCUAAGACUCAUCAGUGACACUAAGAUAAGUUCCUCUUUAUAUAUUCUGGAGUGUUUUUAAAAUAUUGAAUGGAAGAUGUGGUAUUGUUACAGUAAUUAAAGCCUUUCUUUCAGGGCCUUUCAGUUUUUCAUUAUUAGAUUUCACUUUUAAGAAUCUUACUAAGAAGCUUGGUUUACAAAGCAAGAUAUAUUUUUAUCUCAGUUGUUGCCUUAUUCUCUAUUUCUAGUGUAUUAGAAAAGGAAAAUUAAUAUAUCUGUUCAAAGCUCAUUUGUUAAAUAAUUUAGUACCUUUUUUCUUAUUAUUUCAGAGGAAGUGAGGAGAUGGUUCCCAAUAACUGUACACACAGCUCACUUUUACAACAUGAGCAGAAUACAAAUUCUGUGUGACUGUGCAGAAUGAAAGCAGUGUUUCUUGAAAUAAUCGUGGGAUUCGGAAUAAUUUUGCUGAACUUACACAAUUUAUGUCCACUUAUUCUCAAGAAAUCUGUUCAGAUAAGAAUUCUCUAUUAGACGUAACUAAACUCAUGUUAAUUUGUGCCUUCCAUAAACACUUGGGUUAUUAAGGGUGACACUUGCAGUAAGCAAGAUACUAGAAGCUCUGAAUAUUCAUCAGUUCAGUUCUAGAGUAGCACAGUGUCACACCAAAAGUAUAGUGCACUUUUAAGUUUGGGAAAUGAAGUUCUUUCAAGAGGUAUUCUCCUAUGACUUGUUAUGGAAGAUUAAAGAUCCUAAAAAUACAUAGAUAUGUAUUUUGAUGAAAGCUUUGUAGACAUAUUAGUUGCAUUACUUAUUUUAGGGGCUUUAGUUCUUGACAUCAACUGUAUAAUAAUAAGUUGUUUCAGGGUAAAAAGAAUGCAAUACAUGUCAUAAUGAGAUCCGUGUUUUAAAAUUAUGUGAACUCUAUGGUAGAAGAGAAAGCAAGGAAUUAAUUCCGAAGCAGGAGGAUUUGCUGACGAGGAUGCACUUCUGUCCCACUGACAGCAGCUGGGGGUUGCAGUUGUGAUGGCCACAAAUGGAUGCCUCCUGGAUUGCUGCACCUUGCCUGGGGUCUGUAGUGGGGCUCUGUUUCUGAAACGUGUGUAAAUCGUUUCCGUAAGUUCACGUUACAGCUCUGAUGUAUGGAGAUUUGUCUUUAUGUUUACAAAGAACGUCAUAUUGUGCCUAACAGAAUAGCUACUAAUAACAGAGUAAAAGAAAUGUAUGACCGUUUGCUUUAGUCUUUGUAUUCACAUUAAUUUGUUAAUAGAAAAGCAUAUUAUUGUAACUAGAGAAAAGACACACAGCAUUAAAUGUACAAUGUUGUAAGAGAUUUCUAUAAUAAUUAUUAUUUUUUAAUUGAGAUGUUGUUUAGGUAGCUACACCUAACAUGGAAAGUUGACCCAAAGUUGUCUGCAGUGUCAGAUGCUUCUGCGUCGCACACACGGGUCUGGAUGCAUAGAAUUCCUUAUGGGUCCAUGCAAGUUGUCUGCCACGUCUUCCCAAUACAGCAGCUGUCUCUGACUUCCCUUGGAAGAAAGCAUUACCAUCAGAGGUUGCCUCUACUACCGUGUCUGUGUCAGAAGUUGAAUAUUGUACUUGAGCACAUUGCUUUUAAGCAAGUGAGACGUUUCCUAAUAUCGAUGCUUAUUUAUAUAGAUACAGAUUUUUCUGGAAAAUAAGAGAUGGAUAUAUAAAUAAGGUUUAUAUAUCUGUACAGAUAGGAAUCAUUUGCAGUAAAUAGAUGGCCAACAUUUAUGUAACAUUUCAUGUGUUUCCAUACAUUUUAAAUUUCCAUGAAAUAUUUCACUCAGAACAGAAGCAACCAACCACCUUACACUGAACAAUUGUACAUCUCAGGAAAAAUGUCAUUCCAAGCAUAAUGCUACACAGAACAGGAAAUAACAUUCUCGUUGUUACAUCCCACAUUCAACAAUAUUUUUUUUUUUUUUUUCAAAACUCGAAGUUCUAAAUAUUGUAAAAUUCCUUUGUAAUAUCUAUUUUCUUAGGAAGGAGGCACCCGGACACAUCACUGGUGAAACCAGGCAGUAAUUUGCUAGAAAUGAUGUGAAAUACUGAAAUUGCAGUGUCCAAAAUGCAUUAAAGAAUUUCUGUAACAAAAAUUUAAACAGGAAUGUACAAUAUAAACAGAUUUAUGACUACAGUAUUUGAAAUAUGUAAAUAGUAAGCAAUUACUCAAGUAUGUAAAUACAAUACACGGAAUAGGAUAGAAUUGUAAGUUGGAAAUCUUAUGUAACACUGUAAUAUGUUAUAAGAAAUUAAUUGCUUUUUUUUUUUUUUUUUUUUUUCUGCUCCGUUCCAUAUGGAAAGGACCAUUAAUUUGUUUUUUACUUCAGAACUGUAUAAUAAAAGUAUCUGAAGUUCCAUUGUAUGCUUCUGACAAAUACAAGCACUGAGGCACUGGUUACAUCUGUAAAACUGAUGAAAGAUGAGGAAAUAAAUGCAUAUUUAUGAAGUGCUGUA
Molecule: messenger RNA, 4782 nt
Organism: Centrocercus urophasianus (Greater sage-grouse)
Lineage: Eukaryota; Metazoa; Chordata; Aves; Galliformes; Phasianidae
Gene: TBC1D22A
Product: TBC1 domain family member 22A
Exons: 13
Coding region: 107-1663 (518 amino acids)
Biological process (GO): activation of GTPase activity
Molecular function (GO): GTPase activator activity
Source: RefSeq, a predicted model, not a curated record